AUGCCUCCCAAACGUGCCGCAAGCUCCACGGGCGCGUCUAAACGCCAGAAAACCACCAAUGGCAAUGACAACAGCAGCUCUGCUCCCAAUAGCUCUCGCUGGGCUGCCGUCUCUGGCACAGCCAACAUCUACGCCGGCUACAUCGCACAGAUGGCCAAGGACCCCGAGCACAAGUACACUUUCAAAUGCCUCUGUCGAUCUCCGUUCCCGGACGGCGACUAUGAGUCCGACUACGAGUCCGACGAGGACGAGUGGGAUUCCGUAGACGAGGAUACCUCUGAAAGCGAGCACGCCAACGACAAAGACACAGCGACCGGGGAAAAAGCACCCCCCAAACCCCGCUGCGACGUCGGCAAGACCUGCCUGUGCAAGAAACCCGCCACAGAGCAUCCCGACCAUCCGUGGGCUUUCACCCACGCGGGCCUGACCAAGUUCAUUGACCUGCGUCUGUGUGCGGAUCUGCGCUGCCCGGACCUCUUCAACAUGUACACGUACAACGACCACCACGGGUACGGUAUCAUCGAGGUCGUCGAGAACCUGAUCCUGGAUUUCGAUGAGGCCAAGGAGAACUGGAAGGAGCAGUGGGCGAUUUGCGAGGCUGCGGUGCUGUUUCUGCUGUGUGGUGAGGCGGAUCCUAUGAAUAUGGUCGACGACGGCGAGAAAGUAGCCCAUGUGCACUCGCUCAUCGCGCGCAUGUUCUUGACCAUGCUGGCCAAGCUCGAGGCGCAAGAUCUCCUGACCCCCGAGUCGGAGAUCAAGAACCUCGGCGUUAUCAUGGCCACCUACAUGAAGUACAUCCGCGGCGAGGACGAGAUGCCUGAUGUAGAAGCCGCCAAGGACUUCCAGGUCGACCAGGCCCCUCGGCAUAUCCUCGCGUACGCCAAGAAACAUGGCAUCAAGCUGCGCGGCCCGGCCGACAUCGACGAACUCGUGAAGGAGGUAGAGGCCGAGCAGGAGGAGCAGGUUAGCUUGCCGGCUGCUUCCGCAAAGGAUCCCUGGUACUGGGCCGACGGAGUGAAGAAGUACGUGAAGGACCAUGUCGGCAAAUUGGCAGACAUGGGCGGCGACGACCUGGAUUUGACUACGUGGAGCAGUGCCGAGCGCAAGAAGAAGAGCUUUGAUAACAAGGACUGUUUCAAGAAGAAGGAGAUUGAUGCGCUCAAGGAUGGAAUGAUUUUGCAGGUGCGUUAG
This is a messenger RNA of Aspergillus melleus, 1191 nucleotides long. RefSeq lists its product as uncharacterized. The transcript is spliced from 2 exons. The record is from RefSeq and is a predicted model, not a curated record. NCBI's taxonomy places the organism in Eukaryota, Fungi, Ascomycota, Eurotiomycetes, Eurotiales, Aspergillaceae. The coding region runs from base 1 to 1191 and encodes 396 amino acids.